GAGAGAGAGAGAGAGAGCAGAGGACGACGAACGAGGACAAGAAGAAGCUUCUUCUCAGAGAGAUCCCGUGGAGGAGAAUUCUAACCGGCGGAUCUGUUUGUUUCGGAGCUUUUUUUUUUUAAUUUGAAUCAUCCAUCAAUGGGUUUGUGGGAAGCUUUUCUCAAUUGGCUUCGUAGCCUCUUCUUCAAGCAAGAAAUGGAGCUUUCUUUGAUAGGACUUCAAAAUGCAGGAAAGACAUCACUUGUAAAUGUUGUUGCAACUGGUGGGUACAGCGAAGACAUGAUCCCUACGGUUGGGUUUAACAUGAGGAAGGUGACAAAAGGAAAUGUUACCAUCAAGCUAUGGGAUCUUGGUGGUCAACCAAGAUUCCGCAGCAUGUGGGAACGUUACUGUCGUGCUGUUUCUGCAAUUGUGUAUGUAGUUGAUGCGGCUGAUCCUGACAACCUCAGUGUCUCUAAAAGUGAACUCCAUGAUCUGUUGAGCAAGACUUCGCUUAAUGGUAUUCCUCUUCUGGUUCUUGGGAACAAGAUUGACAAACCUGGAGCUCUGUCCAAAGAAGCUUUAACAGACGAAAUGGGGCUUACAUCUCUUACAGAUAGAGAAGUCUGCUGUUUCAUGAUAUCCUGCAAGAACUCUACCAACAUUGAUCAGGUCAUUGAUUGGCUUGUAAAGCAUUCAAAAUCAAAGAACUAAACUUCACCAAGAACAUAUAUUCUCCCUUCUUGAUCUUCUUAGUCUUCCUGUGUUGUCUGGUUGAUGAUGAUGAUGAUUGUUGAAGACAUUUUUUCCUGUGAAACAAGAAUAUGUCUUUAUUUGUCGUCUGUCUAUCCUGCUGGUCUGGCCUUGUUUGGUCCAGUCGUGUCUUUGUAUAUUAGAUGUGGUUUGUUUUCUAUUC
Molecule: messenger RNA, 895 nt
Organism: Capsella rubella
Lineage: Eukaryota; Viridiplantae; Streptophyta; Magnoliopsida; Brassicales; Brassicaceae
Product: ADP-ribosylation factor-like protein 8a
Exons: 6
Coding region: 139-693 (184 amino acids)
Biological process (GO): protein transport
Molecular function (GO): GTPase activity; GTP binding
Source: RefSeq, a predicted model, not a curated record